CUCUGAUACGUCUUAGGGUUUCUCUUUCUGGAUGGUCUCGAGCGCCUCCUCCCUCUCUUCCCAUCUAUCACCCAUCUCUUCUGCCCUCGAUUCCCUUAUAUUCAUGUCCAAUUAAACCUUUCAUUUCUCCCGCCCUCCUCACAGAUCUCCUCUUUCCCUCUCACCUCACCUUUUGAAUCUCUCCCCAAUUGCUCCGACGAGAGAGAGAUCCAAAUGGGUUUCUCUGAUUCCUCCCCUACUUCACCGGAAGCUAUCAACCGCGGAGAAAAGGAAGAAAAGAACAAAGGGUCCGAUGGGGACAUUGACGAGAGUGAUUCCACAAUCACUAACAGCGUCAUAACCUUAGAAGACGAAUCCGUUGUUGACGUUUCCGGUCAAAGUCUGAACCUUUCUCUUCUCGACAAUUCGGAAAAUUCCGUUAAAGGUCUCUACUUUUUCAGAAAUGUGUUCACUUUAAUCCCCAAAUCCAUUGGAGGGUUCGGGAGCUUGAAGAAGCUCAAGUUCUUCAGCAACGAGAUCGACCUUUUCCCACCGGAGUUGGGGAAUUUAGUCGAUUUGGAGUAUCUUCAGGUGAAGAUAUCGUCGCCGAGUUUAGGCGACGGGUUGUCGUGGGGAAAGCUUAAGGCUUUGAAGGAGCUUGAGCUUACUAAAGUCCCCAAACGUUCCUCUGCUUUGACCCUUUUGAGUGAGAUCUCUGCGCUUAAGUCCUUGACGAGACUCUCUGUUUGUCACUUCUCCAUCAGAUAUCUUCCUGCGGAGAUUGGAUGUCUUACGAGUCUAGAGUACUUGGAUCUCUCCUUUAACAAAAUCAAGAGUUUGCCUAAUGAGAUAAGUUAUCUGAGUUCAUUGAUGUCCUUGAAGGUUGCUCACAACAGGCUGAUUGAGCUCCCAUCGGUUUUAGCUUUAUUACAAAACUUAGAAAGCCUGGACGUAUCAAACAACCGGUUAACAUCACUGGAUCCUCUCGAUUUAAGCUUAAUGCCUAAACUUCAAAUUUUAAAUUUACAGUUCAAUAAGCUACCGUGUUAUUGCUGUAUUCCCACAUGGAUACAGUGUAAUUUGGGAGGAAACUAUGAAGAGAUGGGAGUUGAUACUUGCAGCUCUAUGAGUGAAAUGGAUGUUUAUGAAACCCCUUAUGCAAACAACACCAUAAGUGUUCCUCAUAAAGGUUUCCACCGUAACCCAUUAAUUAUGUCAACUGGGGCAUCUUCCAUCAGUAGAUGCUUCUCGGCUCGAAAAUCAAGCAAGAGGUGGAAGAGGAGACAGCAUUACUACCAGCAAAGGGCAAGGCAAGAGCGCUUGAACAGCAGCAGGAAAUGGAAAGGUGAAGUCCCUCCUGAGGAAUUAAAUUUGAAGAAAUGGAAAGGUGAAGUCCCUACAGGGAAACAGGGCGGCUUGGAUGUUUCCCGGAACACUGAAAAAUCUUCAGUUGAUACUAUCUGCUUAGAUGACAAUUAUAAACUGUUAGGAGAGGAUGAAAUAGGAGAAUCUGUCGUCACUUCUGAAGAGCAAGAGAGCAGUUUGAAAACUGAUUUAGUUUCUGAAAAUUCCCAAUUAAAGAGUGAAAGAGAUAACAAGGAGAGCUGUGAGGUCAAGGCAUCUUCUCCUUCUUUAGAAGAUACUACAGGCUAUAAUUCUUCUUCAGGGAGAAAGAAGCCAAAUCACAAGUCAAAGAGAUGCUAUGAUGAGGAUCUAGAUAACCCAAAAGCUUCUAAAUGCCACAGGCCAUCUAGUGAUAUUGCUAAUCUAUCAUACAAAUACAGCAACAACUCAUUUUGUAGCACAGAAGAUUCACUUCCUGAUGGAUUUUUUGAUGCUGGGCGUGAUAGGCCCUUUAUGCCUCUUAGUAGGUAUGAGAAAAUUUUGCCUCUUGAUUCACGUGAAGUCAUACUCUUGGACAGGGCAAAGGAUGAAGAAUUGGAUGCAGUCACUUCCUCUGCUCGAGCCCUGGUAGCUAGAUUGAAGAAGUUGAACCGUUUAACUGCAGAUGUAGACAACUUACAGGUUGCAUCAUAUCUUGCCCUUUUUGUGUCGGAUCACUUUGGGGGAAGUGAUAGAACUUCUGUUGUUCAAACAACCCGGAAGGCAGUGUCUGGUUCAAACUACCAGAAACCGUUUAUUUGCACCUGCUUGACUGGAAAUCAAGACGACUUGGCUGCUCUUAACAAACAGGUUUCAGGGACUGCUCAAGAUGUCAGUUUGUCCGAUGUGUGUGAAACAUCCUUGCGUUCUAUCAAGUCCAAGCGGAACUCUAUAGUGGUUCCUCUAGGGAAACUGCAGUUUGGCAUCUGUAGACAUAGGGCAUUGCUCAUGAAGUUCCUUUGUGACCGUAUGGAACCUCCGGUGCCUUGUGAACUGGUUAGAGGUUAUCUAGACUUUAUGCCACAUGCCUGGAACGUUGUUCCUGUAAAGAGAGGUGACUCAUGGGUUCGCAUGGUAGUUGAUGCGUGUCGUCCUCAUGACAUCAGAGAAAAUACAGAUCAAGAAUAUUUCUGCCGUUACAUUCCUCUUAAUCGUCUUAGCGAAUCCAUUUGCGCAAGAGCAAAACUGGAACCAGGGAGUUCUUUUUCUUCCCUGUCAACGGGUGAAGGAGUAGAGAGAGCUAAUAGUAGUCUAAUCCGAUGCAAGCUAGGCUCCACUGAAGCAGCUUUGAAGAUGCGCACAUUAGAGGUUUCCGGAGCUUCCGUAGAUGACAUUAGGACAUUCGAGUAUACGUGCUUAGGAGAAGUGAGGAUUUUAGGAGCCUUGAAACAUGACUGUAUCGUUGAGCUAUACGGACAUGAGAUAUCUUCCAAGUGGAUAACCUCGGAAAAUGGAAACGACCAUCGACGCAUAUUGCAAUCUUCUAUCCUGAUGGAAUACAUACAAGGAGGAUCCCUCAAGGGUCACAUUGAGAAGCUCUCUGAAGAUGGUAAGCAUCAUGUACCCAUGGAUCUAGCCUUAUCUAUUACAAGAAAUAUCUCAAGGGCUUUAAUGGAGCUGCAUUCAAAGGAUAUAAUUCACCGUGACAUAAAAAGCGAAAACGUUUUGAUCGAUCUUGGCACUAAAAAAGCAAACGAAGAACCUGUCGUGAAGCUUUGUGAUUUCGAUAGAGCUGUUCCUCUGAGGUCUCACUUACACGGUUGCUGCAUUGCACAUGUCGGAAUCCCUCCUGCUAAUGUCUGUGUCGGUACGCCACGAUGGAUGUCCCCUGAGGUCUUUCGAGCUAUGAACGAUCCAAACUUUUAUGGACUUGAAGUGGAUAUAUGGUCAUUCGGGUGCCUAAUCUUCGAGCUACUGACACUACAAAUCCCAUAUUACGAUUUAUCUGAGCUUCAGAUUCAUGAAUCUCUACAGAAGGGCAAAAGGCCAAAGCUACCAGAGGAGUUAGAGACACUGAUCUCUGAAACAGAGGAAGAAGAUGAAUCAGCCAAAAAACUGCGUGAAGAGUAUGACUUAACCGAAUCUGACUUGGACACAAUGAGGUUUCUCAUCGAUGUGUUUCAUCUUUGCACGGAGGAGUCUCCUUUAGACCGUCUAGACGCUGGAGACCUUCAUGAAAUGAUUCUUUCAUGGACAAAAAGCAAGUCUCCUACAGCUACAGGUACUACUUCCACUUGAAAAAAGCUCAAGCGUUUGAGGCUUUAAAGAGAGGAGAUUAAAGACUGACCUGGCCUGGACUGGCCUCAGUCUUUUUAUUUAUUAGGCUUUAGGGAUUAAUUAUGAGACAAAGAUUUGGUCUCAAAUAGGGUCUAAGGCCUCGUAAGCUUAUGGGAAAUCACAGAACAAAUAGGUCGUGAAAUUAUAAAUUAUUUCUCGUAACUUGUUUGUUUUUUCUUCAUCUUGUAACAUUCAGUAGUUCAGUGUAUCAUUUGAUUUGUAGACACCAUUGUAUCAUUCUUUCCAGGUUUUUAUUUACACACAGAGCAUAUGAACCAAACAGAAUUGAUGCGGCUACAUUUAUCUGUCUUUUUGUAAGAUAAUUGCAAUAUGUAUUAGUGUAUAAUCAUUAGUUUUCUUGGCAG
This is a messenger RNA of Eruca vesicaria subsp. sativa (arugula), 4004 nucleotides long. The record is from the annotation of a GenBank genome assembly. Lineage: Eukaryota; Viridiplantae; Streptophyta; Magnoliopsida; Brassicales; Brassicaceae.